AUAAGAAAAAGAAGAAAAAGUGUAGGUUAUGAAUUGGGAUGUCAAAAAGUCAAAACUGAAAUUUUAAAAGAGGGAAACCUUAAAAUCCCAGCAGAAAAAGAGGGAAAACUCAGGUAGGAAGUUGGUUAUGUGCUAAUAAUUUUUUGUGUUUUCAUUUCAAAGAUGUAAUAAUUUUGUGAAACCAAAAAUGCUAGGAGAUUAGAGCUAUGAAAUCAGUGAAAAAUCUCAUUACAAAAAUGGCAAAUACAUUGGCUUCAUCCAAAUCAGAAUUAUGCCACCCCUUUACUGUAGCUGUAGAAGGAAACGUGGGCAGUGGAAAAACGACGUUUUUAAAUCAUUUCAAUAAAUACGAGAAUGUAGCAGUCUUUGCAGAACCUAUAGAAUUGUGGAGGGACUGUGAUGGAUAUAAUCUUUUAGAUUUGAUGUAUAAGGAUCCAAAGAAAUAUAGUUUCACCUUCCAGUCAUAUGUACAGCUUACAAUGCUGAGACAGCACCAAAAAAAAAUUCAGCAGCCUGUGAAAUUGAUGGAGCGUUCUAUAUAUAGUGCAAGGUACUGCUUUGUUGAAAAAAUGUCCAGAGAUGGUUUGAUGGCGCCCCCUGCAGUGGCAGUCAUUGACCAAUGGUUCCAGUAUGUUACAAAAUCUCAAGAUACAAAUCUAGAUUUGAUUGUGUAUCUCAGGACUUCUCCAGAGGUAGCCUAUGAACGAAUCUUGAAAAGAAAUAGGUCUGAGGAACGUACUGUACCUUUUGAAUACAUAAAAGCUCUACAUGAGAUUCAUGAAGAUUGGUUAAUGAAGAAAACUCUGCACAAGUGUAAUGCACCAGUCAUUGUUCUCAAUGCUAAUCUUGAUAAAUCUGUGAUUGAGGAAGAAUACCAGAAGUAUGAGCCACAUAUUCUCAAUCUCAAUAAGUCACCUUUAAGGGCCAAAAGCUAUUGAUAAUUCAUUUGAAUGAAUGUUCAAUUAUUUAAUUUACAGUUUGAAAUAUCAUCUUUUGAUUUGUGCAUUUAUGAUUUUCACACCAUAAUAGUGUAUAACUUUAUUUCUUAAUUUUAUAUCUGUACUUAUUGUUUUCAUUGAAAUAUAAUAGAACAAUAAUAUAUUAGUUAAGUGUUAGACAAAAUGGUGUCUCUUUAUGAAUUGAAUAUUGACAUUGAAAUUCUCAGUUUGAGAGUAUUUAUCUAGACCCAAUGUUACCUCAUUGUUCUGAAAUAAUUACAAGAAGAUUUUACAACAAUGGCAGAUAAUUCAAUUGCUUGCUUCCUAAAUAGAAAUACUGCUUCCUUUUACUGUAGCUGUUGAAAUAUUGAAAGUGGAUAAACUACAUUCUUAAAUCAUCUCAAUGAAUACCAGAAUGUAGCUGUCUUCACAGAACCCUUGGGUCUAUGAAUGAACUGUAAUGAUCAAAACUCAUUAGUAAGUGAUCUGCUGAUCUAAUAUUUUGGUGAUAUUUUUAUGCUAGUUGUUUGUUUCCUAGCAAU
Molecule: messenger RNA, 1480 nt
Organism: Phaedon cochleariae (mustard beetle)
Lineage: Eukaryota; Metazoa; Arthropoda; Insecta; Coleoptera; Chrysomelidae
Source: the annotation of a GenBank genome assembly